This is a messenger RNA of Mytilus trossulus (common blue mussel), 4028 nucleotides long. RefSeq names its product integrin alpha pat-2-like. NCBI's taxonomy places the organism in Eukaryota, Metazoa, Mollusca, Bivalvia, Mytilida, Mytilidae. The coding region runs from base 554 to 3841 and encodes 1095 amino acids. Gene Ontology annotation, biological process: integrin-mediated signaling pathway; cell-cell adhesion; cell adhesion mediated by integrin. Gene Ontology annotation, molecular function: integrin binding. Gene Ontology annotation, cellular component: integrin complex; external side of plasma membrane. The transcript is spliced from 24 exons. The record is from RefSeq and is a predicted model, not a curated record.
GAACUCCUCGUAAUGGGAAAGUGCAAGUAGCAAAUCGAAAGUUGACAGUUACAGGAUCUUACGAGGUUGACAUCACCUUUGUUAUUUAUGACCACACCUGUAAUCAUAUUACAUGAACAGUUUUAUAUCAUAUGUAAACAGUAGAGCAAGGUUGCGUUUAUUAAACAGUUAAAACAAUUUAAACUCAGGUAAAAUCUACCAUGCACAUCGAAAAGGACACCGGAAACGCAUUUUUUUAACGAAAGGAAUAGUGAAUGGGCUUAUUUGUUUAAUAUUAUGAAUCAGUGUCUUCAUCAGAGGAGAAAAGAACGCCGUACCUAAAAUGAGGUCACCCGGAACUACAAUAUUUUAAGAUUAUUCACUUUGAUGUAACACAUUAUUGUGUAUUGAAUAAUAAGUUGUGCAAACAGAAAGUAGGAAUUUCCUGGAUUACAUUGUACAAAACCUGUGACUUAGACUUACAUGAAAGAAAGAAAUAUUCACAUGGAUUUUUAGUGUUUAUUAGUUUCAAUCCGAACAUUUUACAACCCCAAGUGUUGACAUUCUUGUAAACAUGUGGAAGACAUAUAUUUCUUGCUGUUCAUUUCUUAUUAUUUUUCAUUUUAUAUCCGAUGUGCUUUCAUUUAAUCUUAAUAUAGACCUAGCUAAAACCUUUCAAGGAAAUCCAUCAGGUUAUUUUGGAUAUACUACAGACUUUUUAUUGACCAGAGAAAGUCCACCCAAAAAAUGGAUUUUAGUUGGUGCACCAACAUCUCAGGACAAGUUCCAGACAAAUGUAAAUAAGCCUGGUGCCCUGUUUAAAUGUGAUCCUAACGGUGUUUCGUCAUCCUGUGAACAAAUAAGGAUAGGAAGAGGAGGAAAUGUUGAAGACACAGAUUAUGGUGGAAAUCAGAUUUACCAUGGAAAAGAUAACGGAUGGUUAGGUGGUUCUCUUGCUGUUGGUGAUGCUGUUUUGAUUUGUGCUCCAAGAUGGCAAAAUAACAUUGAAACACUUGAAAACCAAAGUCCUUUGUCCCACAUGAAUGGUAUUUGCUAUGAAAUCCCAAGAGUUUUGGACACUUUUACCAUAGGCAAAUAUCCAUUCUUGUCAAAAGAUAAAGAUCAAAGGACCUUAAAUGAGUCACAUUAUUAUUACCAUUACAUGCAUGGUAUGAUGGGAAUGUCCGCACAAUAUACGGGAGAUACUGAUGAAAUAAUGCUUAUUGGUGCACCAGGUUUACGUGAUGCAUCAGGUGGUCUAGUUGAAUUUGGAAACAAUGUAGUAAAAAUUGCAUCAGAAUCAUAUGAUAAGGAGAGAAACAAUGAUUAUUUUGGGUAUGCUCUAACAUCAGGGAAGUUUUUAGGAGAUGGUGCUAAUUAUAUUGCUUUAGGUGGUCCACGAGGCAAUAGUGGGACAGGACAGGUGAAAAUUGUGAAGUUGGUCAAUACAUCAUUUUAUGAAGUGAAAGCUUUAGUCAAUGGAAUAGAGCCAGGAAGUUAUUUUGGUAGUGUAUUGUGUGCUGUUGAUGUUGAUAACACAAAGAAUAGUGAUGUUCUGGUUGUGGGAGCGCCAUUUUAUGGUAACCUCACACAAAUCAAUAUAGACGUAAAUAAUAUCAACCAGGAUGAAGGAAAAGUUUAUGUGUAUGGUUUUGAUAGUACAAGUGGUAUGUUCAAAGAAUUACAACAGCUGAGUGGAUCUAACACUAAGAACUCCAGGUUUGGCUCAGCUAUUUGUAGCCCAGGAGAUAUUAACAAUGAUGGGGCUUUAGACAUUGCCAUAGGAGCCCCAUUUGAGGAGGAUGGAAAAGGUGCUAUAUAUAUUUUUAAUGGUUAUCAAGGGAAAUUUUGGCAUCGUCCAUCACAGAUAAUAAAGGCUAGUUCCAUUAGCAGCAACCUAAAAGAGUUUGGAAUGUAUUUGUCACAAUUUAAUAUGGAUGUGGAUGAUAACUUAUACAAUGAUCUGGUUAUAGGAGCUCCAGGAUCUGAUAGUGUUGUCAUGUUAAAAUCUAAUCCAACAAUAUCCAUGGAAGUCAGUCUUAAAACUAGUCUUGUUAAUCCAGUUAACGUCAUACAAGACGAUGAUGAGAGGUUUGCCAUCCAAGUCUGUUUCAAAUAUACAGGAGAUAAAAGUUCACCACCAGAUGUCAUUGUGAACUACACUGUUUUUAUUGAUAAUAGUAUGACUCAACAAGGAAUACAAGAAAGGAUUCUAGCAGAAGAUGGUAGUUACACAGUGGCAGGUGACAAGAAGGUCAUCAAAGGUUAUGAAAUACCACAAUGUUCUAAUAAUUAUACAGUCGUAAUACAGAAAUAUAGAGUAAAAGAUAUUGUGACCCCUGUGACCUUUGUUGUCAAAUAUGCCAUUAAGCACCAAUCAGGAACAGGUUUGAAUUGUUCUACAAAUCCGUGCCCAGUUAUCAGUGUGUUUGAUGCUAAGAGGCAGGUUCCUGAUGCAGAUUUCUUCAUAGAAGAGAGGAUUGAAACUACAUUUCUUUUAAAAAGCAUAGUUAAAUUCAAAAAAGAUUGUGGUCCAGAUAACAUUUGUGAGACAGAUAUGAAAUUAGACGUUAAUCCAAAAUAUAAUUAUGGUAGAAGAGAUACCCUAGUCAGAGGACCGGAAGCAGGCUUUCACUUAGAUGUUAAUGUUACUAACUUGAGAGAAUCUUCGUAUGGAACAUUAUUGAAGAUUGAUGCACCUAAUUACAUCAGUUAUUUGAAGGUCAAAACACAUUCAGUACCCCCUGUGAGAUGUUCACCACGUAACAUUGACGAGACCAAGUCUAUUCUAGAAUGUGAAUUAUCUGAUUUGGAACAGCCGUUUGUGACGGGUAGAGUGGACAGAUUUACUAUUUAUUUUGAAGCUCGCUAUGCUCCUGUGGCUGUCAACAAUUUUGAUGUCAACAUAAAUCUAGAAACCAAAAGUGUGGAUAUAAACAAGUCAAAUAAUAAGAAAGUACUACAAAUGAAAGUUGAGUCAUAUGCUGACAUAGCAUUUGAUGGGGUUGGCAAUCCAGAAUUGUUUGUAACUAGCAAAACUAAAGUGGAUAGAGUAACACAUAGAUUUGAUUUUACCAACAAUGGACCUAGUAUCCUGGAGUCUUACCGAGGGUCUCAUUCAGUAUUUACUGUUAAAUACCCUAGUGUAGUUAUUGCCCAGAAAUCUAUCCUAAAAGUAACUGAACUGAAUUUUGUUGUUCCUAGCAAAACAAUGUACUUUGAUUGUGGACCAUCUGUAAUAAAGACGUUAGUUCCAGUAACUUCCAGAUUAAACACUUCUCUAACUUAUCAGUUAAAACAGAGAGAUGAAGCAAUGGAGAACAGUUUAAACUAUAAUUGUGAAUUAGGUGGCUGUAAGAUGGUUGAAUGUUCCAUUUCCCCACUGGAUGUGAAAGCUUUUGUCACAAUAAAGUUAACUUAUGAUAUGGACGUAGAUAUAUUAGCUAAAGUCAAGAGUCAGAGUUCUAAAGUAGAAAGUUUAUCUGUAGCAUCUGUAGCAACAGCAUCUAUGCAACCAAAUAUAGGAUUAACAUCGCCCCUUAGUCAUUCAGCUUUGGCAGAAACAGAUGUUGUACCAGCAGAACAGAAGAAGGAGAGUGUUCAGUGGUGGGUGGUGUUAUUACCAAUCGUAUUAGCACUGAUGGUAUUGGGCAUAGUUAUUUUUUGUUUAUGGAAGUUUGGAUUCUUUAAACGAAAACAUUUAGAUGAAAUUGUAGCAAGAAGAAAGAAAUCUCAAUACGUAGAACCAAAAAGUGAUGAAGAGGUUUUGAUAGAGGAGAAUGGUAAAGAUAAAGAAAAAGAGGCUCUAAAUGAAACCAAAGAAGAGGGACCUCCAGUUGAUAUACCUCAUGAUACCACUUGAAGUGAAAAUAUUAUUUGUUAUAUUUCUACAAAACAGUUCUAGAGAUGUUUGAAGCUUUAAUUUCAUAGUUGUUUUAUUUGUUUGUUUCAUUGAUCACCCGUUCAUACUGAUUGUCAAUCACUUAUUAGGCCAUUUAAUGGUUAUUUUCAUCUUUUAUAUAUUAUUAAAAAUGUUAUAUAAUUUAAAA